Planococcus citri (citrus mealybug) is the source of this 5262-nucleotide messenger RNA. Its product is annotated as nuclear factor related to kappa-B-binding protein. The coding region runs from base 423 to 5171 and encodes 1582 amino acids. Gene Ontology annotation, molecular function: protease binding. Gene Ontology annotation, cellular component: Ino80 complex. The transcript has 20 exons. NCBI's taxonomy places the organism in Eukaryota, Metazoa, Arthropoda, Insecta, Hemiptera, Pseudococcidae. The record is from RefSeq and is a predicted model, not a curated record.
UUAUUUCUGAAUUCUGCGCAGUUAAUGAAAUUAUUUGUUAAUUACCUUUCACCAUGAAUUCAUUUUCAAUUCAUUCCAAUGAUUUUAAAAACUUUUUGCCUCUGAUUUUCAUUAUUGGUCAAUUCACGUAAACACCUUCCAGUCAAUUUUUGCUCCUUCCGUUGCCGUCCGCAAAAAGAUUAUUUUGAUUGAUUAUAAUGUGAUAAUUUAUUUGUUACGGUUAUGAAUUGUAAAAAAAAUUGUUUUAAUCUAAAAAUAUGUAACAAGAUCUGCUAUAAAUUCAAUAACAGUAUGAAUCCCAACGUUAACGAAUCAUUAAAUGUGGACGAAUGUAAAUUAUGACGACUUUUCAAGUGUUAUCAGUGUUUGUAAAUUCGUGUAUAUAGUUGAUUAUUUACAAUUGAAACUGUAUUUUUAAAGAAAUGGACGACAUACUGCUGCAAAAUUUUCCGAAGUCAUCCCCAACAUCUCACAAAAGACACUCAUUGAAAUACGAAGAAUGUUUGAUAAACGGCGAAAAGAUCAAGUUACCUCAGGCACUCUGCGAAAAUACGGAAUUGUUUCAAGUUCUGUUUUCGGUGGAUUCGUGGAACGCGUUCACAGAACAGCAGAGGAGACACUUGAUGCAAUUCCUGCCCAAUUUCGAAGAAAAUGACGCUGAAGAAAAGUCAUGCACUUUGAAAUUACUAUUUUCUGGCGAGGAAUUCCGUUUCGGUGCUAAUCCUUUAACUGAAUUCUGCGAUAAAUUGAACACAGGAUUUUACAGAAGUGAUAUAGUCAACAUGCAAAAACUCGUGAUGAAAGCUAGAUACAGAGAAUAUUUAAAAAAACAACGCAUAUAUUACUAUAAAGUACUUAAACAUAGUUUAACAAUGCGUCAUAAAUUAUUAGAAAAUGUAUCAGAUCUACAACGGGGCUCCACUUUACCUUCGGCGUCCGUAGGUACUAGUCCUUCCAGUUUGAAAAGAAAAAUGGAGCGUAUUUCAUUAGAGAAAAGGGUAAAACACCGAUAUUUUCAAGAGUUGAGUUCGAUUAAAAAAGAAAUAGGCGAUUCGAGUGAUAGCUCAUACGAUGAAAACUAUCCAGAGGGCUUUAUACCACCUCCGUUCACUAAAAAACACAGGAAACAAAUCUGCGUUUUAGAAGAAUCUUUUAAUGAAGAGUUCGAACAACCGACUAUAUCAACCUUAUCUAGACCUGACUGCUUGGAUUUAAGUCGUUUAGUGCUGAAUGUUGAUAAUCCUUUCGAUAUGACUGAGGACAAGUAUAAAGAAAUGGUUAAGCAGUAUCAUAAAUAUAAUCGUAAUUUACAUCCUCAUUUGAAAAUACAGAAAAAAAGUAAACCUAAUAAAUCGCCUGUGGUGCUCAAAGCUUCUAAAGAGAUAAAGCCAGUUAGAAGAAGAAGAACUAGAAAGCCCGCUGCAACUGCGACUAGUCCGAAACAGUCGCCUCUGAAAUCAAUUGAAUUAAUUAAAUCUGAAUCGCAACCUAUUGAUGAUAAUUUUUCAAGUCCUCCAGUCACUAAUUCGUUUACUUUUGUCGAAGUACCUCCUGCUGAAUCGAAAUUCAACUCUGUACAAGUAAAACAAGAAGUCGAUGAAUUUCCAAUCGUAAAAACCGAGCCAAGUAUAUCGGAGGAAGUGAUGAUGAAGAAUGAAUUAGCCAUGAAAGAAGAGCAAGACAAUGCAGUAGCGGCAUUACUUAAACAAGAAGAAGAAGAGGCUAAAGUAAACGAAUACAUAAAAAAUGAGGAAAGUAAAUCAUCGGUUUUACUAUUCGACGAGUUUAAUCAUCACGUUGAUGUAAACAACGACAAAGCUCAAGCUGAUUUCCUCCUGACUCCAGAAAGCUAUAACGUUGCGUUGCAUUCUGUUGUCACUAAUGAUAGUUCCUCAUUCAGCAAAUCUUUAAGCAGUGAUAAAAACACACCAACCGAAACACCAAAUAUAUCAGAAGUUGAUAACUUGACUUUUGAAUCUUUAUCAAUCGAUCAAAUUGCAGAAACUACAUUUGCAAGUUCACCUUCAGUAUCUUCUUGUAUUUCAACUUGUGGAAAUGCUACUUCAACUCAGAGAAUUUCACCAACCGUUACCGAUUUGGAUAAUAUGAACGUAAUGGAUUUAGGCCCUAUGAAUGUUGAAGAGAAUGAACCACCGCCCACUCGAGAUAAGCCGCCGCCUGAACUGAUGCAUAAUGCUCAUACCUGCUUCUUUAGUUUAAUAAGAGAAAUUGUUUGUUCUACUUGGGAUCAUAGAAUGGAUUUGCGUAAUUUACAAAAACGUGUAGAUACGUGGUACGAUAAUGCAGUUUCUCCACUCAACAGUUGGUACACUAAUCAAUCGUGGCCUAGUUUAUUACAAAACGCGGUUACAUUUCUAGCUGGACAGUGUCCUGAUGAUUUACUACCAACCGAUUACGUGCCGUAUAUCGAUUACAAAGCAAAUUUAGAUAUUUACCAAUGGAUUGGCGCUGGCCGCGACUCCGAUGCUAAGUUAAUGCUUUUAUGCGAGGCAUGGCUGAAAAAUAAAGACGAAGUAGCUGCGCGAGUGGUCGAAGAUGAAUCUAUAAUUCCGUUCGUGCUUCGCGAAGAAUUCGAUGUGAAACGCGAACAAAGAUCAGUUUCUCCUGCUUCUUCAAGGUUUCCAACUGACUGGGUCGUUAAGCCUUCUUCGUUCGAGGAAAAGGAAGAUUUUCGGAAACAGGAAUACCAUCGUUUUCAAAAUCCAAAUACACCAUUUGUAUAUCGUAUUCAUGGGUAUCAAACUGUAGUAGGUCCUGUCAAUAUGAAUCACGUGCUUCCAAAUAAUGCCAAAAUUAAUAAAGGCAGCUCCUUACUUAUUGAAAGCAGACCUUAUUUCGUUACUAUUUUAGCUUUAGUUCAAGAUGCAGCCGCUCGGUUACCAAAUGGAGAGGGUACUCGACAAGACAUUGUUACCUUACUAAAAGAUUCUCAAUACUUAUCUAAUAAUGUAAUGAACUGUAUACUUCACGGUGCGGUUACUUACGCUUUAGAAAAAUUACAAAUUGAAUCGGAUCCGUGCGUCAAAUACGACGCUAGAAGGAAAAUUUGGAUUUAUCUUCAUAGAUCGAGAACGAUUAGUGAUUUUGAAAUGAUCGAAGCUGUUAAACCGAAAAUUUCAAGAAAAACUCCAGUUUGGAAACUACGUAAAGACUUCGCUCCUGUAACAAAUGUUGCAUCUGUAAAGCCUGAUUUUCGAUCAACGGAUCCGAUAAAUGUUCGCGUUACUAAAGAACCCAAAGCGAAUGCCAGAGGACCUAAGAACGCAGUUGUUAAAUCAGCUGACGCUAAGCCUGUCGCCAAAAGAGCAACUACUGCUCAACGCAAUACUAAAGAUGAAAAGACUAAAUUACCUCAAACUGCGAUCAUUCAGACUACAAUACCAGAUACCGUUUGUCAAAAUAUUGAUAAAUUAGCAGAUUCGCAAAUUAUUAGCUUUCAAACUGCCGCGGUUGCGGAGAAACCCAGAGCAGUUGUUCGCACUCCUGAUGCGAAGGCUUCUCCUAAACCUGUUGCCAAGACAGUUCGGCCGUCCAUUAUCAAAAAAGCUAUUAUCAAAGAAGGUUUUACAACUAGUCCUGCGACAAAUAAUUUAACUAAAACCAAUAUUGCCGAUGCUAAGUCAAUUAUUGCCAGUUCCAGUAUUCUUUCUCCAAAUACUAUUGUUAAAUUAAUCAAUGCAAAGACAUUAACGAGCAAUGAAGCCGUGAAAUGCGCCAAACCCAUCACUCAAAUCUCUCCUCAACAAAUAGUAGUAAUUAAACAAGAAGAUAAUUCUGACAAAAAACACACCGUUGUGCUAAAACAAGUGCAACCAGGGCAAACUCCUCAGCAACGAAUAGCGCUUGCGAAUUUGCAAAAAACUCAACGACAGCAGCAGCAGAAGCAAUUAGAACAACAACUGAUAAACGCCGAUACACGCAAUUGUAAUGUCGUCGAAAAUAGAUCGAACGAAGUACAAAAAGUGACUUCGGAUGGGGUGGAAAUGAGUAAGCAAGAUUUACUUGAAAAACACCAGAAACAACUGCAGCAAUUACUAGUGAAACAUCAAAACGAGCUGAAAAUGCAACAAAGCGGAGCCAGUAAAGAUCAACCUGUGCAAAGCGUUACAAUACAGCAACCUAAAACCUUACCGAAACAGAUGAUAGUAAUAAAACAAAACCAAGGUCAGAUCGUAGCUGAAACGCAAAACGUGCUGAACGAAGAAGAAUCGCCCUCACAGAAUACCAAACAUAUUUCUGCGUCGCCUUUAGUUAUUCUGAAUAAACAACAAUAUCAGCAACAAGUAUCGAAUUCGAAACACCAAAUUAUACAAUUAUCAGGCCAGCAAUUAUCAACGCAACAUAUUCAACAAUUAUUGCUAAAACAACAACAGCCGAUAAAACGUGCUAAUCCGCAACAACAGAUAGUGAUGCUGAAGCCCGAACCGCAGCAGCAAGGCCAACAGCAGAUCGUUAUGCUGAAACAGCAACCUCAGCAACAACAACAGUUAGUAAUGAUUAAGCAAGCAACGCAGCAGAAUCAAAAAAUUCAGCAGAAACAACCUCAGCCGCAGAUUAUACAGAUAGCAAAUAGCGCCGGUAUCAUGACUCCUUAUUCGGCGGACAUUACAAAGCUGCAAGCUGCCGUAUCUUCAACUUCCACUGCUAGAUUACAAAAAAUACAGACUUCUGUGACCCCUGCAAUUAUUCAGAAUUCAAAACCUGUAACAGUUUUGGCGACUGGUACUACAAUUUCAGUUGCUGUUAGUAAACCGAGUCUUCCCACGUAUACAGUUGUAGCUCUGAAUCAACAACCAAAGAUGUUUACGCAGAAUAAUCAAAAUGUACAAAUUCUCACUCCGGCCGCUACAACCGUUAAUAAUAAUCAGACCGUGGUAUUGCCUACUACAUCGGGAGGAGCUCUAACGUUACUUCAGCAAACGCCAGUUCAACAAGUUCUUUUACCUUCUGCUUUUAAUGCGCCUGGUAUGAUAAAUUUGAAAACAUUGCAAGGCCUCAAGGUUAUUCCGAUUUCUGCCCAAAAUGCUGGAUCUCUGAGAGGACAACCUGUUAUUACCAGGUUAGUUAAUUCAAACGCGAUUCGACCUGUUGUAAUUCAAGAAGAUAUCAACUCAGCUAAUGUAUCAAAUUCUAAUGUAACGCAUCAGUAAGUAAUAAUAUUAAUUUGACUUGUGAUAUAACAAAUUGUAAUUUUUUAUUUGUAGAUACCUAUAUUUUUUGUAUAGUUCAUUUGACGUUGUA